UACACAACCACGUGCGCGUUUGCGCUGUGCGUACGCGGCGCACUUAUUUGCUUUGCGCCGAUUCGGUAUUGGUGAAGCUUCGAAAGCCGCAUGCACGCAACACAAACUCGCUUGUUAUGAAUGCCGCAUUCGCCAGCAUUCAGUAUUCAGUGAUCCGUCCUCACCGAUGCUUCUCUACAGCGUCUAGCACGGUGAUUGAUUCUCGUCAUCACACCGCACUGCCUGCUUUGUUGCCGUCUGUCCGUCCGUCGUCAUUUCGCUUUAGUUCAAAAUGCCGACACAGUGUGCGAUCAAGUUCGAUAGCAAUCCGAAUGGAGUGUUCUAUUCCGGGCAGACGCUCACCGGACACGUGGAACUACACCUGGACAAUCCCAAGAAAGUUAAAAAUCUCAAAUUGAUCAUCACGGGGUGCGCCGAAGUCAAAUGGACAAAGAGCAAAUUGAGUCGCCGCAACGGAGCAGCGGCAACAGCAGCAGCCAAUCGCUGGCGGAGAAUCAAAAGAGAAACAUACAUGGGAAAAGAGGAAUACAUUGCUUCAGAGGUUGCUUUGAUCCCACGAACGAAUGAUGACGCCAUCGAAAUACCGGCCGGAACACAUGAGUACAAAUUUACCUGCCAGAUACCGUCCAAUGCGGCCACAUCCUUCGAGGGGGAACAUGGCAGGGUUCGAUAUACGGUCCGGGCCGUCCUCUACCGGCCAUGGAAAUUUGACCAAACCUGUACUAUUGCCUUCACAGUAUUACAACCGUUGGAUCUCAACCAUGAACCGGAAAAGGUAGGCCAGCCCAUGAAGCUGGAACGAUCGAAAAACUUCUGGUUUUGGCCGUGCAUUUCCGGACCGAUGCACUUUUCCAUAGAACUACCCGUAAGUGGGUACGUUUCCGGACAGAAGAUUCCCAUCACUGUUAAUCUGAACAAUGCCAGUAACAUUCCGAUACAAGCCAUUAGGAGUAAACUGGUGCGAAAAGUUUGCUUUAUUAGUCAAACGCCGACUCGAAAGGCCAGGAGUGAGGCUAAGACAGUGGCCAAAAUGCUCACAACGGUUACGAGUGAUAAAUCCAACCAGUAUACCCAAGACUUGGUAAUUCCGGCCACCGCUCCGACCGGCAAAUGCCCCAUCAUUACCGUAGAGUACGAACUAAAAGUUAAGGUCAAACUGGGCGGUUUUCGAUCGGAUCAGGAAAUGACCAUUCCAAUUACCAUUGGUACAGUUCCUUUCGGAAUGUCGCCAAAAUUGGAAUCGCCCCUUAACAAUAGUGGUGCUGCUGGCUUCGGGUGGAGUGGCGGCAUGCCAAUGCCGUCAGGCGUGGCAACUCCACUUCUGUCCAUGCCGGAGCUACCAAACGCGCGAAGCUCCCCGUUGCCGUACCCUCCUGCUACGGCGGCGCCUCCUGCGAUCGGAUUUUUACCUCCCAGUUACCAGGAGGCCAUGAACCAGUCGGCGGUCAACGUGAAUGACGGGGAACCGAAUGCGAUCGGAUUCCAGGCGUACAUUCCUCGCUACCCGGUGUACAACUUUGGCUCUCCACUUAGGAUGUAGAUUUUUGGUGCAAAAUAUACUCGAUUAGGCUGGUUCAGCUGCCCUUAUCACCCAAAAGUAUGGAUAAUCGAAGUCAUUUACAGCUUCGAAUACUAAAAUGUGACAUUAGAGCUAGACAUACAACGACCGCAUUUAUACCUUUUAUAUUACCUUGUAAGCUUAUUACACACAAAAAAUAGGAACAAUAAAACAUAUACUCAUCAGUUAGUAUUCAUACCAACUUA
Messenger RNA from Aedes albopictus (Asian tiger mosquito), 1764 nucleotides. Its product is annotated as arrestin domain-containing protein 3. Bases 272 to 1540 code for a protein of 422 amino acids. Gene Ontology annotation, cellular component: cytoplasm. The record is from RefSeq and is a predicted model, not a curated record. Lineage: Eukaryota; Metazoa; Arthropoda; Insecta; Diptera; Culicidae. Gene Ontology annotation, biological process: protein transport. The transcript is spliced from 4 exons.